AUGUCUAAAACUCUAGAGGAACUAGUUGAAGAGUGCAAGCAAUUUAUCACUCUCUACAACAAAAACAAAAUGGAGAGAAAUCCAGCUGUGGGAAAAGCCUGCUUCAUCAUUUCAAAGCACUGGUUUAAGAUUUAUAAAUAGUACGUGCACUAUAAAGCAGUUAGAAGUCACAUUAAGCCAGUAGAGUCUGCAGAGAUCAUGCAUCCCGGUCCAAUCAAGAAUGAUGAAUACCUUUGUGACUUAAGUAAUAAAAAUUUGGUGGCAUCAGGAACUAAUGAUCAGUUUGAGAAAAAUUAUCUUGAUAAGUAUCUAAAGCCAAAUGUAAGAGAAAGAUUCGAGUAUAAACUGAUUAACUAAGACUUAUGGGAAUUUCUAUUCUCCAAAUAUGGCGGAUCAGAAAUAAAAAGAUAUACUGUCCCUCAGGGUACAUACUAUACCAUUGUAGAAACCAGAUUGAAGCAACUCUCAGUAGUGUUACUACCAGUUACCAAUCUUUACAAGGGUGGUGAAGCUCUAUAAGGACUUGAUUUUGAAUACAAUGUAUAACUUAGUAAGAGAAAGAAUUAUCUAGAUCUUAAGAGAAGAAUAAUAGACUGUCUUAAGGCCAAAUUUUAACUUAACUUAACAGAUUCUGAUGUAAGGCUGUGGAAGUUUACUGACACUAAGGAAAAGCUCGUGGAUGCUUGCCAACAGAUUAGUGAAAGAGGAGAUAGAAUUGAAGUGGAUAGUAUUAAUGACCCAGACCUUGAGAUUAAUAGUGGCGUUGAGUUUCCAGGAGAAUCACUUGAACCUUACUACCAAACAUCCUCAAAUCUAGAAGAUGACAGCUUGAAUGAAACUACAGUGAUAGUUGAAUAUAGAGAGUCUGAGCAUCUCAAAUUUGCAUUUUAAUAUAAGAAAAAUCAAAGAAUAUUCAUUGGAAAAUGCGAGUUUUGCACUUAAAAACGCACUUUAAAGAUCGAAUGCGUAUGCAAAAGAGUCAGAUAUUGCAAUUCUAGCUGCCAGGAAAAAGAUCAAAGAUGGCACAUGCCAAAUUGUAGCGCAUAAGCCGACGCAGAACUCUAAAGAGGCGUUUCUAGUUUCUAAAGAGGCCCAAGAGCUAGAGAUGGUAAAGUUGGAUUAGGUAAUCUCGGAAAUACAUGUUACAUGAACAGUAGUCUAUAAUGCCUAAGCAAUUGUUACGAAUUGACUAAAUAUUUCCUAGAUGAAAGAUUUAAAUACGACUUAAAUGCUGAUAAUCCAUUGGGAACAUCUGGAAGACUCGUAUAAGCUUAUGCAAAGCUCUUAAAUGAAAUGUGGAAUCAGGAUGAUAGCGUUGUUAGACCUCAUAUGUUCAAACGUAUCUUAGGAGAAUAUGCUCAGUAAUUCUAAGGUUUCGGCCAACAUGACUCUCAAGAGUGUAUCAACUCUAUCUUAGAUUUAUUGAGUGAGGAUCUUUACAGAAAGCCAAAGAAACCAUAUGUAGAAAUGACUGAAGCAAACGGAAGAAAUGAUGAAGAAGCCAGUUAGGAAGCUUGGCUUAAACAUUUAGUCAGAAAUGAAAGUAUCAUUGUUGAUCUAUUUCAUGGAUAAUACAAGUCAACACUUGUCUGCAGUGACUGCAAAAGAGUAUCUAUAACUUUCGAUCCAUUCAUGACACUUUCCCUUCCAAUACCAGGGAAAAAAGAUAAAAUUGAUUUUUUCUACAUCCCUUAUAACAUUUCUCCCAACUAUAAGAAUUAUAAGGGAGCAGUUUUUCUCAGAGACAGCGAUUCUGUAAGAGACUUCAGAUAAUAAAUCUUUUAAAGAUUUGGCAUAGAUGAGUCUUCAUUCAUUGUAACGAUUAUUGCUGAUAAUACCAUUAGAAAAAUGGUUGAUUAAAACAGUAGGAUAGAGGAGAUGAUAGGAGGAGGUACUGUUAUACUCUAUCAAAUUAAUCCAAAUUUAAAUCCAUAACUGCCAGCCUAAGAAAAGAAUGAUAAAGCAGACUCCAACUUUGGCCUAUCGGAAGAAUACACGAAGGUGGUCAUGACUAUGAUGAUGUCGUAGAAAAACUAAUACUCUAGCUCAUACACAAUCAGAACAAAUAACAUUCCAAGAAUUUUAUGGGUUGACAGCAACAAAAGUCUCAAAGAAGUCCACUAUCAGAUUUUAGAGUUUUUUGCAGGUCACUUCGAAUACCUCCCUCAGGAUAAGAGUAGAUUAUUGCCAUUCAGAAAAGUUUCAAUCGAUGAAAAUGAGCAAUAACAAAUAAGCAUUGAUGAAUUCUUAGCACUAAGUAGUGAAGAAAAAUUCGCAGUAGCUUUCCCUGGACUAAAUGAGUAAAAUUGGAUGGACGUAUUGAAGAGAAAUGAUCUCCAGAUACAUGAAGCCCCAUUUACAGUAAGAAUUAAAAAUAUGUCUGGCUAUAUGGAAGCUUGUCAAUUUUGCGGAGACAAAAGAUGUGAUGGGUGCCCAUUACCUUUUAGAUCAGAUGCAUCAUUUAGAGAUAUUCUGAUGAAGGUGGGUAUCUAUACAAAUCAAAGCUUUUAUUAAUAAGGAUACAAGUGUGGAAAGAGCGAUGUUAUUUUUGAGAUAGUUUGGAACAACAAAAUAGAAAAAAGCUUCUUUGAUUCAUUCCAAACUGCGAUUGCAUUUCCAAACUCAUAACUAAACACUCCAUCUUAGGAUCCAUUAUAAAGAUAAGAGCAUGAAAUUACAUUGUAAGAUUGCCUUGAAGAGUUUUCUAAGCCCGAGCAACUAGAUAAAGAUAAUAUGUGGUACUGUAGCAAGUGUAAAUAGCAUGUUUAAGCCACUAAAAUUUUGGAGAUUUACAAAGCACCAGCAGUUUUAGUUAUUAAUCUUAAGAGAUUCAAGCAUGGAAGACAAAGAUUCUCCAUGUACAGUGGAGGUAAUGGAAAGCUUGAUACCUUAGUAGAUUUUUAGAUCUAAUCAUUAGACUUAUCUCCCUAUAUUUUGCAAAAGGCCCCAGAUGGAGAGGAGUACAUUUAUGACUUGUUCGGUAUCUCCAAUCAUUUCGGUGGCUGUGGAGGUGGUCAUUAUACAGCUUUCGGCCUUAAUUGGAUGGAUAACUAGUGGUAUUCAUUUGAUGACAGCAGUAUCUCAAAGACUUCUGAAAGCAGAAUAGUCUCAAGCUCAGCCUACAACUUAUUCUAUAGAAGAAGAGGAAAAAUUAACCUUAAUGAGAUCAAUUACGAGGUUCUUAAGCAGAGCGCGACACUUGAAGACCUGCAAAAGUUAUAGUCUUAAUAAAAUGCUUAGAAUCCUUAAUGA
Molecule: messenger RNA, 3252 nt
Organism: Stylonychia lemnae
Lineage: Eukaryota; Ciliophora; Spirotrichea; Sporadotrichida; Oxytrichidae
Source: the annotation of a GenBank genome assembly